Molecule: messenger RNA, 2602 nt
Organism: Cyprinus carpio (common carp)
Lineage: Eukaryota; Metazoa; Chordata; Actinopteri; Cypriniformes; Cyprinidae
Biological process (GO): regulation of transcription by RNA polymerase II
Molecular function (GO): DNA-binding transcription factor activity; RNA polymerase II cis-regulatory region sequence-specific DNA binding
Source: RefSeq, a predicted model, not a curated record
ACUGUAUUUCCGGUUUUUGCACAGUAUGAUAGUACCAAGUUCCACAAUUUGGAAUUCUUUUUUCGGUGACUCACCUUACGGGUUUUUUAUUUUUAUGCGGGUGUUUCUUUUUCUUGCAUGCUAACAAAAAAGUCGCGAGUCUUACAAGAUGUCAAAAUCUCUAUCAUUUCGCUUGCAAGUAAGCUCCAUAAUGGAGAUAAUGACUAAAACGGCAAUAGAGGAAAUAUGCAAAAUUGUAGACAGCGAUUUUGUGUUUUUACGACAAGAACUGUCUCGGGUCGUGAGUGAAAAUACAGUUCUUAAAGACAAAAUGCUCUGUCUCGGGAGCGAAAGGCAAGAAGAAAGCACGCGCAUCACAAAGGAAGAUACACGCGCUGGCUCCACGAUCUGUCGCUCUGUUUGCGUUCAAACCGGAGAUGGAGCGGAGCCCUCAAUCAAAGGGAUAUUUGGGAAGGAGUGGUGUUCCAGUUUGUGGGAUCGGAGAAACGAGCCCAGAGAAGAUGAGCUGGCGAUCGAUGUCGACCUGUACAGUCUGUCGCCUUAUAAGCACAAAGAACAAGAGCACUCCAACCUGGUCAUAAUCAAAGAGGAGUGUUUUGAAGUGGACACUUAUCCCAGUUUUACAGGGAAAACAACCCAGGUUUCAAGAGGACAGCUGCCAUCUUCUGCAUGUGAGCCGCUGGAAGACUCAAAAAGUUUCGAUGGCCAUUUUGUGUCUGGCGAAUUUUCAGAAAUAUCAGAAAUACAAAACGCAUCCUCUGAUUCGUCAGACAAACUCUCUUCAAAAAACUCUAUUGAUGAUGCUGUCGAUCAGUUAAUAGCACCAAUAGAGGAUCCAUUGGAAUUUGAUGGUCACUCUAUACUCAACCAAUUUUCAGCAGAGCACAAUGGCCAGUUUCCCUCCGAGGCUCAGGAGGAUGAAGAAGCACAGGAAAUAUAUGAGGAUGCUGCAACCAUGACAGAACAUUGCGAAAAGAGAGUAAAGGUACAGAAACCGCCAAACAAUUUCAGUUGCUAUGACGGCGGGAAGGCGUUUCUUCGGAAAAAUGCUGCCAAAACCCGUCUCCGAAAACAUCGAUUUUCAAAGUUGAAAUCGAACGAGAAGUUUCAGUGUGACGUCUGCGGGAGAUGUUUUCAUUCAAACACCAAUCUCUCGGUUCACUAUUUGGUCCACACAGGGGAAAGACCCAAUAAAUGCAGUUUUUGUGGAAAAGGCUUCUCCCAGAAAGGAAAUUUGCAAGUUCAUGAACGCAUCCACAGAGGAGAAAGACCUUUUAGUUGUGUCACCUGCGGAAGGAGUUUCACACAGAAAGUUUGUCUACGAAAUCACGAACGCAUCCACAGAGGAGAACGACCUUUUACUUGUAUAACUUGCGGAAAGGGUUUCACCCAGAAAGUCACCCUCCAACAACACCUCAUUGUCCAUGACAGAAUGGCUAAACCAGUCAGGAGGAAACCUCCUGGUCACCGGAGGAAAAAACACCGUGAUAUAAAUUAUAGCUUUAUGUAGCACAAUUCUUUUGGUUAUUUCUCGAUUUGAGAUCGCAGUAGCUGUUUAAAAUGAAAUACGAACCGUGGAAAUGUGAGGUUGCAGUACCUUAAAAAGAAUGUCUCUGUGUAUUACUGUAGAUCAUAGCAGAAAUAUAUAGUCAGGUAUGACUGUGUAUUACUCUGUAAUGUAGUUGUUAUCCCACCAAAUAAUUAGUUUCUUCUGUUACACCAAAGGCACAGUCUUUCUGGUGAUCUUUGACAUCUGGGCUAUAUAUAAAAAAAUCUCUUAUGCUCACUAAGGCUGCAGAAAUUUUAUGAAAACUACAAUAAAACAGUAACAUUUUCAAAUAUUAUUACAACUAAAAAUAAGCCUUUAAUAUUUCAGUAUUAAAAAACUAGUUUAUUCCUGUGAUGCAAAGUUGAAUUUUCAGCAUCAUUACUCCAGUCUUCAGUGUCACAUGAUCCUUCAGAAAUGAUACUUAUAUGCUGAUCUUUAAUGCUGAAGUAAUAUAUAGAACUUUUCAUUCUUUAAAGAAUCCUGAAAAAAAUGUAUCAUGUUUCCAUAAAAAUGUUAUGCAGCACAAACUUUUCAUCACUGAUAAGAAGAAGAUAUGUUUCUUGAGCAGCAAAUCAGAAUGAUUUCUGAAGGAUCAUGUGACACUGAAGACUGGAGCAAUGAUGCUGAAAAUUCAGCUUUGCAUCACAGGAAUAAAACAGAAAAGAGUUCAUUUAAAUUGUAAUAAUAUUUCAGCAUAUUACAGUUUUUACUGUAUUUUUGAUCAAAUAAAUGCAAAAACUUUUGAAUUGUAAUGUGUGUAUAUAUAGUCUAGAUAUAAAAGACCACCAGAGGUAAACGUAUCAGGCUUUAGGCUAAAUUAUUUUAUUUUUUUUCUGAAUACAGUCCCUGUUUAAAAUAUCAUAAUAUUAUAUCAGUUUUGGGUCAUUAGUGUAAAGCAACCAGUAACACUACUUGGUCUUUACGGAAACUAAUUUCAGUAGUAUGUACAAUGCUUCUAGAAGUUUGAGUUGUGUAAUGAAGUUCUAGAUUGCAUGUGUAAGCAAAUGUGUAAUUUCAACCAUGCUGAAUAAAGAAGUGGUUUGCAUGAUUUCA